Molecule: messenger RNA, 641 nt
Organism: Hibiscus syriacus
Lineage: Eukaryota; Viridiplantae; Streptophyta; Magnoliopsida; Malvales; Malvaceae
Product: GATA transcription factor 18-like
Exons: 2
Coding region: 1-609 (202 amino acids)
Biological process (GO): regulation of DNA-templated transcription; flower development
Molecular function (GO): sequence-specific DNA binding; zinc ion binding; DNA-binding transcription factor activity
Source: RefSeq, a predicted model, not a curated record
AUGAUGCACAGGUGCAGUAAUUCUCAGGGAAACAUGGCUUUCGGUUUAUGUUCAUGUGGUGUGUUUCAUCAUAGCCAAAGCAACUCCUUCUCGGUGCCUUUUUCCAUGCCGAACCACAAAUAUUUCGAUGAAACAGACAUGCACCGUUUCACGUCCCCUUCAUCGUCUUCUUCCGUCGAUUGCACUCUCUCGUUGGGAACUCCAUCUACUCGGCUUUGCGAAAACAACGGCAACAAGCGUUUCCGCCAUGAGCGUCACUCUUCUAGCUUCUGUUUGCAGGACAAGAACAUACACUGUUCGCAGCAAAGUGCAAAAGGUAGCCGUGGAAGCAAUGGGAAUAGCAGUAGCAUCUCGGGCAAUGAUGCUCUCUUAGCUCGCCGUUGUGCUAAUUGUGACACCACUUCUACACCACUUUGGAGGAACGGUCCAAGAGGUCCAAAGUCACUUUGCAAUGCUUGUGGAAUUCGAUUCAAGAAAGAAGAAAGAAGAGCAGCAAAAGCCAGCAACUCAUUAGGUGCAGCGGCUUCAAUGUAUUCAUGGGUUCAUCAUCCGCAAAACCAGAAAAUGCCAUGUUUCUCGUCGCCCGUCAAUGUAUUCUGGUUCAUUUGAUUGAGAUUCUGAUACUGGGCAUUCCCUUUUCU